AUGGCACAGAUCUACCGUCAAUUGCUGCACUGGAUGAAGUGCCUCCUCCAUGCUGACAUGGACCAGAAUGUCAAUACAAAUGAAGGGGAGAUUAACCGGAGCGGAGUCAUUAGCGAGUAUUUGAAUAAUGUAGCACUACGCUCCGCGAGUCGACGAGAGUCUGCGAAACAAUGGAGCUUGGUCCUGGAUGAGAGUGGGGAGAUGCUAGAUAGCGCAAAGCAGCUACUAGAUGACUACGCACUGGCGCUACAUAUCUCAUCCCCAGACACUGUUGCUAUGCGUUGCCGGAUUGAAGCUGUUCUCCUGUCGAUUCUCGCCACUGCAAAAAGGGAAGAAACCAACGCUCGCAAACACACUGCACCCGAUGUCGACGACACUCUGUACCUCGCUUUUCUGCCGAAGGUUUCUACGCCACAUACGAUCAAGGGAAACCGAUAUACUCUGGAGUGUAUUGCCGACAACAUCCUAUGGUAUGGUGAGCGCGAUGAACUAGAUACCAACCUAAUUGUUAUUCGCAGGGAGUGUCCUUUGGAUGCUGGAGAUCGCUCACCACUUGCGCCCAUGGUCAUGAUUCACCGUGCCCACAGACUUGCCGGGCGUAAAACCGAGAUCUACGGUAUCUGUACCGAUAGCUGCCGGUGGAACUUCAUACACCGCAGCAAACAGGGCCGGGUAAGUGAGCCCCAUGUUUUGUAUAAGGCUGACGCUCAUGUUUCUAGGUCUCCUAUUUAUCAUUGUACAGGUUGUAUGACCAGUAGCAAAUUAUCAAGCAGGUUCGCAGCAUUAACCGCCAGGCAGUUGCCCUUCAUCGAACAGCAGGUGGAAGUUCGAGACACUUGA
Aspergillus bombycis is the source of this 840-nucleotide messenger RNA. RefSeq lists its product as uncharacterized. The transcript has 3 exons. The record is from RefSeq and is a predicted model, not a curated record. The coding region runs from base 1 to 840 and encodes 279 amino acids. NCBI's taxonomy places the organism in Eukaryota, Fungi, Ascomycota, Eurotiomycetes, Eurotiales, Aspergillaceae.